CUUUGGUUCAAGAAGACAAAGACAAAUCAUGGAGCCAACAAAGUCCUCAACAUGGUACACUGAUGCUGAAAAGUAUUGGGACUCCAUCCCCGCAACUGUCAAUGGCAUGCUUGGCGGACUGGAGCGGCUUGCACAGCCUGAUGCUGCGAUGUCCCUGCGCUUUCUCUCCGAGUUUGUGGACCUCUCUGAGUCUAAGGUAGAAAGAUCCAGCACAACAAGUGCAACAGCGUCAUCAUCAUCAUCAAAAUCAACUGUAAAUAAGGCAACCACAAAGCGUGCUAAGCUACCUUUGCCGGGAUCCGGUCCUUCUCAUGUUCUGGAUUGUGGAGCCGGCAUUGGACGAGUGACCAAAAUGGUAUUAAGUAAAGCGUUCGAUCAUGUGGAUCUAGUCGAGAAUUGUGCGGCAUUCGUGAAGCAGGCCAAAGAAGAAUACCUGAAGCCGGAAAUAGAAGCCGGAAAAGUCGGUGAGGUCCGGUGCUCUGGCCUUCAGAAUCUUCAUUUUGAAAGUACUAGCUGGGAGGGACGCUUUGAUGUGAUCUGGUGCCAGUGGGUUUUGGGACAUUUGACAGAUGAUGAUUUGAUCGCGUUUUUUAACCGGUGCAAGAAAGGUCUCAAACCUGGCGGUAUGAUCUUUGUCAAGGAAAACAAUGCUAAAGUCGGGAUUGUGAUUGAUGAAGAAGACAGUAGUAUGACCCGGUCUAACCAAGUUUGGAAUGAGAUAUUUAUAAAGUCUGGGCUUAGACUCUUAAAAGAUGAAGUGCAGAAAGGCUUUCCUCCGGGAUUGUUUGCAGUGAGGAUGUAUGCAUUGGAGCCUAUUGAGUAG
Molecule: messenger RNA, 823 nt
Organism: Lobosporangium transversale
Lineage: Eukaryota; Fungi; Mortierellomycota; Mortierellomycetes; Mortierellales; Mortierellaceae
Product: AdoMet dependent proline di-methyltransferase-domain-containing protein
Exons: 3
Coding region: 29-823 (264 amino acids)
Biological process (GO): N-terminal protein amino acid methylation
Cellular component (GO): cytoplasm
Molecular function (GO): N-terminal protein N-methyltransferase activity
Source: RefSeq, a predicted model, not a curated record